AAGCCGAGGCCUUAUAGAACUAUCAUCCUUUAUUAAUUAACGAUGUUUUAGGUUGUCAAUGUCCAUCCCCGAACCAACGGACGAUUAGCCCUACAGAUCAAGAAUUUCCGGUCCUUCAAAUGCCAUGUCUUUAGCAAAAGACUGCUACUGGUUCGUCUACAAGGAAAAAUGCAAGAGUUUCAAGUUCCAAUUCAAACAAAGAGAACCCUAGAUUCUCCCGCCCAUAAUUCGAAGGCCCCCAAAAUUUCAAAAUCUCAGGAAGAGGAAGACGAAGGGGAGGAAGAAGCAGAAUAUUGCAGAGAGAAAAUGACUGAAAACCCUAGAGUUCAGAGAUACUUGGUGGCUUUAGAAUACAUUGGAACUCGUUUUUCAGGCUCUCAGAAACAACCCAAUUGUAGAACUGUAAUGGGUGCUCUUGAGGAGGCCUUUCACAAAUUUAUUGGACAACCAGUGUCAAUUGCUUUCUCUAGUCGAACUGAUGCAGGAGUUCAUGCAUUGUCAAAUGUUUGCCAUGUUGAUGUGGAGCGCAUAAGCAAAAGGAAGCCUAAUGAAUUGUUGCCGCCUCAUGAACCUGGAGUUGUCAAAAGAGCUGUCAACCAUUUUUUGCAGAAGGAUGGAGGUGAUAUGAUGGUGAUCGACGUUCGGUUUGUCCCUCCAGAUUUUCAUGCUAGAUUCAUGGCCCAAGAGCGAACCUAUUUCUAUCGCUUACUCUCUAGCCCUGAGCCACUGUCGACAUUUGAGAAGGAAAGAGCAUGGCAUGUGCCCGAAGAUCUUGAUAUUCAUGCUAUGGGGGCGGCAUGUGGCGUCCUUGUUGGACAUCAUGACUUCUCUUCAUUUAGAGCUGCUGGUUGUCAGGCAAAAUCUCCAGUGAAAACCUUAGAUGAGCUUCAUGUCUCCGAAGUGCUUCCAUCUCCCAACUUUCCAACAGCUUUUGAGAGGACACACAAUAAUACUAUUGAAGAAACCAAUGCAUCGAAAAGAGAUGCAGCUGAUGAAGAAGAUUUGAAUGGUUCAAGAAAAUGCAGGCAAUUUGGUCAAAGGAGAACUCAUCAAUGUUAUGUGAUUACGGCAAGGGCAAGAUCCUUUCUCUAUCAUCAGGUUCGACUGCUUGUGGGGGUUUUGAAAGCUGUUGGCUCCGGGGUUUUAACAGUAGCUGAUGUUAAAUGUAUCCUAGAAGCGAAGGAUGUGACCGCUGCGAGUCCCAUGGCCCCUGCUUCUGGUCUCUAUCUUGGAAUUGUGAAAUACAAUUUUGAUUCAGAUGCGGAAAGGUAGUGUGUCUAUGAGAGAGAGAGAGAGAGAGAGAGAGAGAGACCAAAUUGUUACUAAGAACCCUGUUAGUGAAUGAUAAGCAUGACGAUUAUAGAAGGUUUUUGGGGUUGUUUCUAUAAAAGGGGUUUGUUUAUC
Molecule: messenger RNA, 1404 nt
Organism: Amborella trichopoda
Lineage: Eukaryota; Viridiplantae; Streptophyta; Magnoliopsida; Amborellales; Amborellaceae
Product: Pseudouridine synthase family protein
Biological process (GO): tRNA pseudouridine synthesis
Molecular function (GO): pseudouridine synthase activity; RNA binding
Source: RefSeq, a predicted model, not a curated record